Messenger RNA from Penicillium maclennaniae, 2133 nucleotides. RefSeq lists its product as uncharacterized. Lineage: Eukaryota; Fungi; Ascomycota; Eurotiomycetes; Eurotiales; Aspergillaceae. Gene Ontology annotation, cellular component: nucleus. The coding region runs from base 1 to 2133 and encodes 710 amino acids. The transcript has 5 exons. The record is from RefSeq and is a predicted model, not a curated record. Gene Ontology annotation, molecular function: DNA-binding transcription activator activity, RNA polymerase II-specific; zinc ion binding; RNA polymerase II cis-regulatory region sequence-specific DNA binding. Gene Ontology annotation, biological process: DNA-templated transcription; regulation of transcription by RNA polymerase II.
AUGUCCCCGCCAGUGUCUCGAAUACGGAUGCCUAGUGGCUCGGAAGACCAACCUGGGAAUGGUGGGAUGUUUGUCUUCGACUCCAAAUUGGCCCCCAAGACAAGUUCCAGUCGCAUUUCUAAACGCAACCAUUCAGAUGAGCUACAUGAACUCAGGAAUCGAUUACGAACGCUAGAACAUGCCUUAUCAAAGUCGAAUGCUAUUCAAACACCCGACACAUCAGUGGGUGAUUUUAUUUCAGAAAAUUGUACGUCCCAACACAGUUCAGAUGCAGCUGGUGUGGAAGACCGUGUGCGCUUUCUUCCCGACUCUAGUUUUCGAGGCAAGAACGGCAAGACUCGGUAUUUCGGGCGCAGCCAUUACACUACAACGGUAUCUUUUUUUCAAGAUAUUGGUUCAUUCUUGCGACGUGGCCAUAAGAACCAAAAAGACAAGGAACUCCACGACAUGAAGAAGUUCAAAUGUGAACUCUGGUCUCGCGAAAGUCAAAGUCAUCAACGAGCCUUCAGAGACCAGGCCUUCAGCUUGCACGAGAUGGUACCAGCCAGGAACGUCGCGGAUGAGCUUCUUCAACUUUACUUGGACAGUUUCGAAACGACGUAUCGCGUUUUACACAUUCCGACCUUCAUGAAGCAGUACUCUGAUUACUGGGAUUACCCCCAGAAGCCUGACAUGGCAUUUGUCGCUCAGCUGCUGGCUGUUUUGGCAGCAGGAAGCUGUUUUCAUAUGUCCAUGGAGGCUGAAGCUCGUGAGACUUACCAAACACCCGCCAUGAAAUGGAUCAUGGGCGUUCAAUCCUACAUCUCCUGCUCCUUUGUGAGCCCAGAAAUUAAUCUUCGGAUGCUCCAAACACAGACGCUCUUGCUGGUGGCCCGUCUUGGGGUUGCCAAUGACGGAGAUGUAGCCUGGGCAUCAUCAGGGUCGCUCAUUCGUUCUGCAAUGACAAUGGGUUUACAUCGCGACCCAACCCGUUUCCGCAAGGGGGGCUCGCCCAUUUUGAUCUCUCUGGACCGAGGUGUUACUCCGUCAGUUGAUCUUGAUGAAUGCGACUGUGAUGCACCCUCCAAUUGGGACGAUGCGGAUUUAGUCGAGAGCCUGGAGAAUAACCCAACUCCUCUCAGCACGGCGACGUACACUCGAAACUUCUACCAGACCCUUCUCUCAAAGUCAUUACCACUACGAUAUCUGAUCGCAAAGAAAAUCAACAAAUUGAAAUUCGAUCUCUCAUACGAUGAUGCCCUGCGAAUGGGUGAAGAAAUGCUCAGCUUUGUGAAGCAUGCCACAUCACUAUUCGAAGACAAUGCAUCGAGCAUUAACCCCUCCGAUGCUACACGGCAUCAAUUCGCUCAAUCCAUUCACAUGUUCAUCAUGCGCAAAUAUCUCCUUGCGCUUCACCGCCCCUUCUCGCUUAGCGUUGUACGGCUACCGAAAUGUUCUUAUUCCCGGAAGAUCUGCCUAGAAGGGUCUUUAGAGAUUUUAUCUCUGAUGGAACUUCCAUUGACACCGAAUGCCAUUCAGUAUCCGCACAUCACACAGCUAGGAAGUGGUAUGUUCCGUGACGAAGUCUUCCAUGCAGCCAGCACUGUCUGCGUGGAAUUAUCCCUUCAAGCUCAAGAAAUGAGCCACCCGGGCUCAGCAAUGGAAGGAAUGAACUCUAGCGUGUUGAUGAGCAUGGUCCAGUCUCAACAGACUGUGAUGUUAGAUGGAGUCGAACGUACCCUUCACGACUUUGGUCGGCGAAUCAGAGCCGCUGGAACAGGGACCAAGCCUUACUUCUUCUUGAGUAUUAUUCUCGCCUCGGUUAAGUCCCGCAUCAAGGGAGAGGAUCCCCUGAGCCAGGUAGAGGCUGCGUCUAAGAAGGCGGUUCGAAUCUCUAAAGGCAGAUUGAAUGGCCUUUCAUAUUCUGAUGCGCUCGCUUUUGCAGAGAACCAGCCCACACAGACCCCCGUGGUCCCUGACGGAACAACCCCGAUUUCUGCAUCUUCUCUUGACCUUGACCUUCCGUCUCUUUUGUCAACGGACUUUGGUGAUUUAGCAUCUAUGGAUUUGGGAGGCUGGUUUGACGGUCUGGAUACCGCAAACACGGAAUUAUGGGAUAACAACCUCUUUGGAAACCUUCCUCCCAUCCCAUAA